Messenger RNA from Pyrenophora tritici-repentis Pt-1C-BFP, 1680 nucleotides. Its product is annotated as lariat debranching enzyme. The record is from RefSeq and is a predicted model, not a curated record. Gene Ontology annotation, molecular function: RNA lariat debranching enzyme activity. Gene Ontology annotation, cellular component: nucleus. NCBI's taxonomy places the organism in Eukaryota, Fungi, Ascomycota, Dothideomycetes, Pleosporales, Pleosporaceae. Gene Ontology annotation, biological process: mRNA splicing, via spliceosome.
AUGGCAGCACCGCAGUUGGUCGAGCAAUUAGGCCUGCGCAUAGCAGUAGAAGGUUGCGGUCAUGGAGUUUUACAUGCCAUCUAUGCUUCGGUCGCGGAAGCUUGCAAGCUGAAGGGAUGGCCUGACGUGGAUCUUUUGAUUAUUGGUGGUGAUUUCCAGGCUGUUCGAAACGCGUCCGACCUCAAGGCAGUAUCAAUGCCUUCCAAAUACUACGCCAUGCACGACUUCCACGAGUACUAUUCAGGCGCGCGUCUGGCCCCGUAUCUUACCUUGUUCAUCGGCGGUAAUCACGAAGCGAGUAACUACAUGUGGGAGCUCUAUUACGGUGGAUGGGCUGCACCAAAGAUAUACUAUAUGGGUGCUGCAAAUGUGGUACGGCUAGGUCCUCUUCGAAUUGCCGGUCUGUCUGGUAUAUGGAAAGGCUACAACUACAAGAAGCCGCAUUACGAGCGCCUGCCUUACAACAGCGACGAUGUGCGAAGUAUAUACCAUGUUCGAGAGCUGGAUGUACGCAAGUUGCUCCAAAUACGGACACAGGUUGACAUUGGGCUGAGCCAUGAUUGGCCACGCGGUAUGGAAUGGAAGGGUAAUUACCGACAGCUUUUUAGUUGGAAACCAGACUUCGAACAAGAAGCCAAAGAUGGUACCUUGGGGAGUGUUGCUGCAAAGGCAGUACUAGAGCGCUUACGACCACCGUAUUGGUUCAGUGCCCACAUGCAUGCCAAAUUUCCGGCUGUAUGGGAACAUGCGGAAAUUCAGAACGACACACCAUCGAAGACUGAUGCUGGAGACGUUGCGCCAACGGUCAUCAAUGAAGGCGAGAUCGAUCUAGAUGUAUCUGAUGGUGAGCCUCCAGUGGCGCCUAAAAAUGAUGCCGAGAUCGAUCUUGACAUGGACGAAGUUGAGGUUCCACCUGUAACUGCUGAGAACAAGGGACCUACCAAGUCUACAACAGUCGAUACGCCCUCUGAAGUUCCUCAGGACAUUCGAAAGCUCUUACCAGAAUCAUUUUCUCGCCCGAUAUUGGAACCGAUACCGACUCUACCCUUCCCUAAAGAAAUCACGAACAAGACAACCAAGUUCCUUGCACUUGACAAGUGUUUGCCCAAACGAAGCUUCCUGCAGCUGUUGGAGAUUGAGUCAUAUGCACCAGCGGAAUUACAACGACCUUUGCAAUUGCAUUACGAUAAAGAAUGGCUGGCUAUCACACGUGUCUUUGCCGAUCAUCUACAAGUUGGCGACCCGCAUGCGCAAGUACCCACUGACAAGGGCGAUGCUUUCUACCAGCCCCUUGUGGAGAAAGAGAUGGAUUGGGUUGAACAGAACAUUGUCCAAACAAACAACAUGGCCAUACCGGAGAAUUUUGCACAGACGGCGCCGGUAUACGAUCCUGCAUUAGGCAUCCAUGUCCGUGACCCCCCGCAGGAAUAUAGUAACCCACACACUCAAACUUUCUGCGAUUUGCUGCAGAUCCCAAACGUAUUUGACGCUUCAGACGAAGAGCGGUCACGCAUGGCGCAGAAUGGCCCGAGGCCGGAACAAGAACGAUCGAAUCGAGGCGGGGGUAGGGGCGGAGGUGGAUCCAGAGGGGGUGGACGUGGUCACGGUCACGGUCACGGUCAUGGUCAGAGAGGUCGUGGGCGGGGUGGGAGGGGCGGGCGUAGUCGAGGGCGCUGGUGA